UAACGGUUUUAGUGCAAGUGUCAAACCAGAACUCCCAGGCUACAGCGCAAGCAGUAACAGCAACAGUAACAGCGCCAGGUCGCACACCGGGUAAUCAGCUUCACUGCAAUGUCCCAGCCAACCACCCCACGCCCGACUUCCGAAACUGCUCCAGCUCCAGCUCCCCCUCCUCCCUCCACCGCCUCCUAUCACACCCCUCCUGACGAUAAUGACCCUGCCACCUCGCCGAAGCAGCAGCCACCUUCGUAUACUCACCACCACCAUCAUCCAUACCAUCUUGAUCAGCACCACCACCACCACCAGCAGGACUCCAGCGUUUAUCCGCCAGCUGACCCCAACGCGCUCGUGCGCCGACGGCGUAAAGACUCUGUUUACUUUCAAGAUGACAGCCCCGCCUUCUCUGCCACCAGAUACAACCGUAACGUCUAUGCACUAGACAGGAGCACGGUCCUCGACGUUCAUAUCCAUGCGCGUGUCGACCGAGGCUUCUUUAUGGCCGACAACGACUGGACCUGCUACCGACGCAACUACUUUCAACUGAGCGGAGCAUUCAACUUGCAAGGCAUUGGCGUCAUUUACGAUGGCCAAGAUCUGCCGUGUCUGGUGCAGCUCGACGGCGCACUGCAUCCAGUUUCGAGUUUCAUGUUGGGUGUCACAGCCAGGAUCGCCAACAGCGAAAAAGUCAUCCCGCUGAUCCAACACACACCCAAACGCGACAAGGGACCUCAGAACACGCCUGACCAGAAACCUAUUCGACCCGGAGGCAAUCUCGCCAUGAGCACCGUCGGCGCCACCCAGUCUGUCGUCACCUUUGAGCGUAUCCAGUUCAAAUCGGCCACUGCCAACAAUGGCAAGCGACGCGCUGCGCAGCAAUACUAUCUCAUUGUCGUCGACCUGUACGCUCAACUCAGCUCUGGUGAAACCGUCGCUGUUGGCACCGUCGAGUCGUCGCCGCUUGUUGUCAGAGGACGCAGCCCAGGCCAUUAUGCAGAGGCCGAUGCAAGCCAUCAACAGCAGCAGCAACAGGAUCAGCAAACAAUGAAUUACACGCGCUUCGUUGGAUACCCGCAUCAGCAGCAACAACAACAACAACAACAACAACAGCAAGCUGGAAGUAGCAGCAAUAAUAAUGCAGCACCUGGUGGUACCGAACACGGUAGCAACAGUAACCACCACAACAACGGUUAUGACUAUUCACCUGCUGCUGCUGCUGCUGCUGGUGGCAGCUAUCCACCACCGCCUCCCAACUUGAUGCCGCCGCCACCUCCACCUGGUAUGGUCGCGCCACCCCCUGCAGGCUACCAACACCACCAUCCUCAUUCCUCGAUGCAUGAACGCAUAACAUCGGCCAGCUCUUCCUCUUCAGAAAUGUACGAGUAUGAGCAUAGCCAUACCAGGUAUCCGGGUCCACCCAUGGAACACUGGUCGCGUAUGCGCAUGUCGUCAGACGCAAGCAGCACAAGUAACAGCGUAGACCAUCCGCAGCAACCCCCUUUACCUCCUCCAGCACAACACAGCUAUGAUCAGAAUUAUUCCCAGUACUACGACGAACGAACAGGUGUGCCCAUGAGCCAUCAUCCUAGGUAACUGUGAUGUCUCUUUCCUGUAAAAAAAAACUAUGUCUUUAGAUUGUAGGGUAGAUUUACUCAGUAUACAUCUCCAGUCUACCGCCACCGCUGCCCUCUUCUUCAUCAGGAUACCAUCACCCGCCUUACGCCAGUAUGCAGACACAGCCAUGGCGACCUGUACCUGUACAAGACACCGCCAGUCGAUACAGCUCUACC
Molecule: messenger RNA, 1784 nt
Organism: Zychaea mexicana
Lineage: Eukaryota; Fungi; Mucoromycota; Mucoromycetes; Mucorales; Lichtheimiaceae
Exons: 3
Coding region: 109-1587 (492 amino acids)
Biological process (GO): positive regulation of transcription by RNA polymerase II; meiotic cell cycle
Cellular component (GO): nuclear chromosome
Molecular function (GO): DNA binding; DNA-binding transcription factor activity
Source: RefSeq, a predicted model, not a curated record